This is a messenger RNA of Maylandia zebra (zebra mbuna), 910 nucleotides long. Its product is annotated as C-type lectin domain family 6 member A-like. NCBI's taxonomy places the organism in Eukaryota, Metazoa, Chordata, Actinopteri, Cichliformes, Cichlidae. The record is from RefSeq and is a predicted model, not a curated record.
GUAGCACAAAGCAUUAAAAUGCCUGAAGAAGAAGUGCUUUAUUCUAAUGUGAGGUUUAUAAAAGCAAAGAGGGAGACCAAUGAAAGAGCUUCUCCAGUGGCUAAUCCCACACUCUCUCAAGUCAAUAUUUCAAGGACUCAGCCGUCCACGACAGAUGUGUCUGAGCUUCCUCAACGAGCAGAGCUGAGCGGACAUUCGAAGCUACUCUCAGAGAGAGCGGUCCUGCUGGUUGUCAUUGCUCUCCUGGCUGCUGCUGUCAUUGCUCUGUGUGUUACCUCAUUCAAGCAAGGACAUCACAGAGAGGGAAGAAACAAACAGAAAGAUCAGACGGGUUGUAAAUGUGAAGAUGGCUGGGAGAAACAUAAAGGAAAGUGCUAUUAUUUCUCCAUCGCUAAAACCUCCUGGAACGAGAGCAGAGGUGAAUGUGGAGCUAAAAAAGGAGAUCUGGUUAAGAUAAACAGCAAGGAGGAGCAGGAAUUCCUGGAGAGUAAAGUAAAAGGAACCAAUAACUCUGAUGAUAAGUUCUGGAUCGGACUGAUAUACUUAGCUAAAAACAACACAUGGGUUUGGAGGGACGGAUCACUGCUGAACACAAGUUUGACCUUUUGGAAAAACAAAGAUCAAGACAGUAAGAAUGGGACAAAAGGGGCAAAUCCUGAUGAGCAAAGCUGUUUAAGGCUGGAGGCAAAAGGUGGAGCUAAGCUUUUGUCCUGCAAAACGCGUCAUAGAAGUAUUUGUGAGAAACAAACAGUGACUGAACAUUGUAAAUGUGCAACUGUCUAAAGUUCAGUCAGUCUAUAAAAGAGUGUCAGUAAAAGAUACAGACGUUGGAGUUGCGAUUUGUUUACAAAGUUAAUAUCUAAACUGUAUAUCUCUUCUAGAUUUGCUUUUAGUAAAAAAUAAAAUAUAC